UAUAUUGUAAAUUAAUAUAAAGGUGUCAAAAUAAAGAUAAUAGUUGUCAUUUGUUCAUGCAUUUGUUCUAAUAAAUUCUUUCACACAUAUAAACAAAUUACUGCAUUACUUAUCACACUUAUCAUAGUCACAUGAGUGAGGAAUAAGAUUUCUGUUAAAAUGAUUCAUUGAUUAGAUAAGCACCUUAAAUACAGACAAGCCUACUCAUUGCAAUCAGUGUUUUGCCGCUCAGAAUAGAUUCGUAAUUAAUGAUAAAUUGGGCGUUGUCUCGUAAUAAGGAAGUACAUGGCAUUAUCAUAAUUCUUAUCACCAUCCAAUCAUAAUUUCAGUGAUAUAAUUUAUUUGUUUGCUAUUAGAAAUCUCUGCAGGAUAUAAAGAUUGCGCCGACAGGUUUUCUCUAUAUAAACGUGCACGCGACACGAGUUAUUAUGUCUGCUCCAUAAAAUUAUCUAAUAAUCGAUAAACGAUCUUUAGCCAUUUGGUAAGUGCUACGCGAUAUUAAAGUACACCUGAUAAAAAAAGAAAACGCAAUUUGAUUCGACACAAAUAUUUGAUGGUAAUUAUUUUUUUAGAAUUAUUGUUUAAUUGCGAUGAAAGAGCGGCAAUUCGAGGUAUUUAAAUCUAUAAUUAAUCCCGAACUAUCUAGCUGCAAUGUAUAAGUUUGUGAAAUUGCAUUUAUGUUGUGUUUAAAUCAUAUUCACGGUUACUAAAUGUUAUAUUUAAAAGUUGUGUUAAUAUUAUUUCAACUCGAAAGUGAAUUAUGAUGGUUUACUUAUCCUUGCAACAGUGUAUAAACAACAUCUGUUUUCUUGAUUAUACACUUUUUAUCAUUAUUUUGUCGAUUCUAUAUUGUUGCAAAUGUUGCGAUCUUUACGUUCAUUUGUGCAUAAUUCGUUGAGUUAUCGAGUGAAUUUAUAUUUAUAUAAUGAUAAUUAAUUCUUCGCACUUGUGGAAUGUUUGCAUGGAGAUUUUAAUUGCAAAAUAUUUAAAAAAUAUCACAAACAAUAAAGCAUUUAUUUGACUUAGAAUUAAACAUGCAAUAUAACUGUUCCUGUUGAAAUAAAUCGAAGAUAUUUUUUUAUUUGUUUAUCGAGAACUACGUAACACAUCUUUAUCAAGUUUAGCCAACUAUUAAUACGAUGUAAAAAAAAAUCAUAAUAAGUAUCAUGUUUAGAAAUUUAGAAAUAUGCUCGAAAAACUAAUGCAAUAUAAAAUCCUAAUCGGAGCGAGUUGCUGUUCUUUCCAUUUUAUUACAUUUUGCAUUAAAUUAAAAUAUAUAGAAAUCGCCCUUUAAAUACAUGUAUCUAUAUGGACAACCGUGAAAACAAACAGGUGUUCAGAUCUGCAUGUUAAUUAUAGAAUCAAGUGUUCAAUGCAAUUAUAUAAUGACAUUCGUCGCACCUGUGUGUUUUUCAAAAUCUUUGAUCGUAAUAAUACGUAUUAUUCAUAUGCACACGAAUGAAUUGUACAUUAUCAGCAUUAUCAUGAUCAGAAAUUGUAUUACUUUGGUGGAGUAUAUAUACGAUGUACGCGAAAUGAAAUUUUGGUAUUAUAUUACUAAGUACCAUUGGAUAAAUCAACUCUGGCUACAAGGUACAGACAGUGCAUUCAAUUAUGAUCGAGUUAUUUUCCGAAUUAUUACGAUCGAUACAAGUAACAUUAACAAUCUUCGGAAAGUAAAACUUGCGAGUAUUACAAUAAACAUUUCAUUAAGCACACUUAUGUGUGCAUUAUGUAUUUAUGUUAAUGAUAGUCUAAAAUUCAAAGAGCGUAAAAUUAUUUCUCCAAGUUUAAAUUUCGAUGACAAACAAUUUGCAGAUGAAUCGUUGGAUACUAAUUUUCGCAGCUCUGGCUGCUAUGGCUUCGGCUGCAAAAUCAGACAAGAAGAUCGUGUGCUACUUCGGCAGCUGGGCCGUUUAUCGACCAGGAGACGGCAAAUUUGACAUCUCCUACAUUCAGCCAAAUCUUUGCACUCAUCUCAUCUACACCUUCGUCGGUAUUAGCGAGCAGGGAGACAUCCGAGUUUUAGACGCAUGGCAAGAUCUUCCCGACAAUUGGGGCAAAGACGCUUUCGGCAGAUUCAACAAGCUUCGCGAGCAGAGCCCCGAAACUAAAACGCUCAUUGCCAUCGGUGGAUGGAACGAGGGAUCCGCCAGAUAUUCCGCCGUCGUCGGCAAUCCGACCCUUCGCGCGAGAUUUGUCCAGAACGCCGUUGACUUCGUGCUGAAAUAUAACUUCGACGGUUUCGACUUGGAUUGGGAGUAUCCCAAUCAGCGUGGCGGCAAACCGGAGGACAUACAGAACUUCGUGCUGCUGACUAAGGAGAUGAAAGAGGCGUUCCAGAAACAUGGACUCAUCCUCAGCGCUGCCGUUGCUGCCGCCGAGACCUCCGCCUCUCUGUCCUACGACAUCGCCCAGAUAUCCAAGUACUUGGACUUCAUCAACAUUAUGGCUUACGAUCUCCAUGGUGCUUGGGAGAAACAAACUGGCCACAACGCUCCGCUUUACCCGCGCAAGGGCGAGAGUGGAAACGACCUUAAACUCAAUGUCGACGCAUCUGUACGCUACUGGUUGGACAGUGGCUGCCCACCUGAGAAGCUGAUCCUUGGCGUGCCAUUCUACGGUAGGGCAUUCACUCUCGCCGAUAAGAGUCAGACCGGUCUUGGAGCUCCUGCCAAGGGACCUGGCGCUGCUGGCCCAUACACUCGUGAGGGUGGAAUGCUUGGCUACAACGAGAUCUGCGACUUCUUCAAACAAGGCGGAUGGACUGUUGUCCGUCAUGAAGAACACCGCACCCCAUACGCUUACAAGGGCGAUCAAUGGUUUGGCUACGACGACGUGAUUUCUCUUACCGAGAAGACCAAAUACAUCAAUUCUUUGAAUCUUGGUGGUGCGAUGUUGUGGAGUAUCGAGACUGACGAUUUCCGUGGCAAUUGCGGCGAAAAAUAUCCUUUGUUGAAAACAUUGUAUGCUGGUCUGCGAGGAGGAGUCCCAGUAGAGCCGCCUAAGGAUCCUGAGGGAAAGCCUGAUCCUGAAUCAACCCAGCGACCAACUCAACCACCUGUGACUGCUCCCCCCAGUGGUGUUUGCAAAAAAGAGGGUUACGUUCGCGAUGAAAAAGACUGCGGCGUGUUCUACCUUUGCCAGAAUGUCAACGGCGUUUACCAACCACAAAGAUUUGAUUGUCCGGGUGGGCUAGCCUUCGAUCCUGAGAUCAACGCUUGCAACUAUAAAAAUCUUGUUCCCGGAUGCAAUUAAACAAUAAUAAAUAUAUGGUGUCAUCUACGCAUAAAAACGCUUCUACCUGAUAUACGGUGUGCAGCAUAAAUAUGUCUUUACGUUUUGUAUUGGUUAUUAUGUAAACAUAAGUGUUAAAUCGUUUUCAUAUUUUUUGUAAUGAUUCUCGCAUGUUUAAAAUAAAACGCAUAACAGACA
Linepithema humile (Argentine ant) is the source of this 3435-nucleotide messenger RNA. The record is from RefSeq and is a predicted model, not a curated record. Lineage: Eukaryota; Metazoa; Arthropoda; Insecta; Hymenoptera; Formicidae.